Molecule: messenger RNA, 1836 nt
Organism: Frankliniella occidentalis (western flower thrips)
Lineage: Eukaryota; Metazoa; Arthropoda; Insecta; Thysanoptera; Thripidae
Exons: 8
Coding region: 16-1410 (464 amino acids)
Source: RefSeq, a predicted model, not a curated record
GACAAAGUGUUCAACAUGGUGUCUGAUUUACGAAGUUUUCCGGUCAGUUGCAAAAGACGCGUCCCUGACCUGAUGCUUGUCCCACAGGCGAUGCGGGUCGCCGGCGCGCUCGUGGACCGGUCGGGUGCCGUCCUGCGGCGCCACCUCCUGGUCGUGCUCCGCGCCCUGGAGUCCGGACAGGUCCUAUUGGCAGCCCUGGCAAGCGUUGUGCGCUACCCGGGCUCCAAGCUGGAGCCGCUGCUGCAGGGGCUGGCCGCGCUCUCGCUGCUCAAGCGGCUGCACCACAGCAUGGUCAUGUGGAACGAGCGCCAGGAGCAGCUGCGCCUCGAGGCGCUCGAGUACGACGGCCGAGACCCCACCGAAGACCGCGUCCGGUGCGAGGUCCUGCACGAGCCUGGCGGGGACCCCGCCGAGGUGCGCGUGGACGUCGUCUUCAUCCACGGCCUUAACGGCUCCAUUCGCAAGACGUGGACUCAAGGCGAGCGCAGCGUGGAGGACGGGGUGCAGCGCCAGCUCCUCAAGACAUACCGCGGGGAGGAGGACGGCGACGAGGGACGCCGGAGGCGGGCGCCGGCGCUGGACCUGACCAUCAGCAACCACCACUUCACCGUGUCCUGCAAGCGGCGCGGCGAGGCCGGCGCCCCGGACAGGGGGAUGCUCGUCUGCGACUGCGACGACUGCGCCGGCAGCGGCUGCAGCACGCCGCUGGCCGACGGCGCCGACGGGGGCGGCCCACCCGCGGCGCCGCGGCCCAAGAGCAAGUGCUGGCCCCGGGACUGGCUGCCCGUCGACUGCCCCGGCGUGCGCGUCCUGGCCAUCGACUACACCACGGAUCCGUACCUGUGGCGGCCCGUGUGGGUACCAAAGCUGAGCAGGCGGACCAUGCAAAGUCGCAGCCAAGAGAUGACCAAGAAGCUCCUAGAGCAGGGCGUCGGGUGCAGGCCCAUCGUGUGGGCUGCGCACUCCAAAGGAGGCCUUUUCGUCAAACAGAUAUUAGUCGAUGCAAGUGAGAAUUGCAGUGAAUUAGUGAAGAAUACGCAAGGGAUUCUAUUCUACAGCGUUCCUCAUCAUGGAUCAAAGCUUGCCAGGAUUAACAUUCCUUGGUUGCUGGGACAAUCUGUGGAAAUCACAGAAGUUAAAAAAGAUUGCCCUGAGGUGAGGGACCUUCACAGAAGAUUCUUGUCGCUUUAUGAGAAUGAUCACCUCCACGCCGAAGUGGUCUCACUAGUUGAAUCACAGGAGACCCCUUUAUACUUCACUUAUGUCAGAGUAGUUGACGAAGAAUCAGCAGAUCCAGGAGUGGGAGAAUUUUAUAGCGUCUCCGCAAACCACAAAGACAUUUGCAAGCCAACUGGCAGGAAAUGUGUACUCUACUUAGAAUUAGCUCACCUGAUCAACCGAGUGACUUGACACGCAGCUAUCGACUUGGUACGCUCCCAUUCCAAGUUUGAAUUUUUUUGCACCUAUUUUUAAUAUUUGUAGAUUACACUUAUUUUUAUAGUACUUGAAACACUUAAAAAUACUGCUGAUUAUUGUAAAAAUUUAUCACAGUUUAAAAUGUACCAUUGUGUGACUGAUAAAAAGAACAAUGAUUUUUGUAAAAUAAUGAAAGAACAAUUCAGAUCAUUUGGAAUUCCCCUGUAGGUGAAACAUAAUUGUGUCCAUAAAAUUGUGUGUCUGCCAUAUCUCCCCUGUCGUAAGAAAUAUACGUUUUUGUAAACCUGCUAAGAUUCUGUGAUACACUAGAUAUACGUGAUAUAAUAUAGAUAAAUAAAGAAUUGGUCUGGUUUGUGAGUUAAAGAUAUGGAAUGUGAAUAAAAUGAAGUUCAAACAGAA